Molecule: messenger RNA, 759 nt
Organism: Coregonus sp. 'balchen'
Lineage: Eukaryota; Metazoa; Chordata; Actinopteri; Salmoniformes; Salmonidae
Source: the annotation of a GenBank genome assembly
GUUUUUUUGGGGUUGGGGUUGUUGUUCACUCCUCUGCUUCCUGCUGUACAGAUCAUCAAACUACUGCUUCUCUUCUACAUGAAGAAGGUACAUAAACCUCUGUUUUGAUCACUGUGCCAUGAUGAUCCUGGUAACUGGACUAUGGAGAAUACUUACUAUGGAACUACAACUGAAUGUCAACUGACCUUGAACCUUGUCUUGACUCUGUACCUUGAUCAAACGGUUCUCUGACAGUAUUCUCCCCCCCACCAGACUAGUGUAAUGAUGAACUGCCAGUCCCCUAGGAAGCCCUAUAGAGCCAGUCAGAUGACCACCAUCUUCAUCACACUCCUCUGCUUCCCUUCAUUCCUGGGGGCUGCCGUGUGUGUUACCUACACUAUGUGGAGGUAGGGAGAUGGACUGGUGUCAGUAACACACUCUGAUGUCAGUAACACACUCUGAUGUCAGUAACACACUCUGAUGUCAGUAACACACUCACUGAACAUAUUGAACACACAUUAGCAAAUUCAAACACACAUAUACCUGCAAUAUACAGUAUUCACAUUGAUAUACUAUAAUAUCUAUAUACCUUCCUCCAGUAUCCGUCCGUCUGAGUCAUGCGGUCCGUUCCGUAGCCUGUCCACUAUGUUCGAGUCAGGGAAGCUGUGGGUGAAGGAGUUGGGGAGACACAACCCUAACCUGGCCUGGCUAGCCUGGGCUCACAGCUACAUCGUGGAGAACCCUCUGUUUCUGUUCCUGGCUGCUGGGAUCUUCCUGUGA